This is a messenger RNA of Plutella xylostella (diamondback moth), 2131 nucleotides long. RefSeq names its product polypeptide N-acetylgalactosaminyltransferase 1-like. Gene Ontology annotation, biological process: protein O-linked glycosylation. The record is from RefSeq and is a predicted model, not a curated record. Gene Ontology annotation, molecular function: polypeptide N-acetylgalactosaminyltransferase activity. Lineage: Eukaryota; Metazoa; Arthropoda; Insecta; Lepidoptera; Plutellidae. Gene Ontology annotation, cellular component: Golgi apparatus.
AUCAUAGACUAGAAUAUUAUUGGCAUAGAGAAAAGAACACUACGAUUAUUGGUUGAUGAGCCAAUAUGAAAUCAAAACAAACUUAACAAACAAUGAGAAACCUAUACAAAGCUCAACGAGCCUACCUCAUCACCUCCAUCAAACCCACGCUCACCAGGAGAUGGAAGCCCUUGCUCCUCCUCGCGCUGACAGCGACCGCACUGGCCGUGCAUCGGCUCCUCGACAGACACAGCCACCUCGACGCGCUGGAGCAGCAGCUGCUGGCGGACGAGUCUCGCGUGGACCACCAGCUCAUAGGCGGCCUGGUGCGCAAGCGCUUCACCAGCAGUCUGAUGAAGCGCGACGUGGCGAGGAGUUUGAUCCACCAGAGCGAAAUGAGUGACGUCAUUCCGUUUAAUAGGACUUUUACAGACGUGCGCCACCCGGCCUGCCUGCCGCUCCGGUACGACGCGAGCCUGCCCUCCGCCUCCGUGGUGGUGAUCUUCCACAACGAGCAGCGGUCCACGCUGCUGCGCACCGUGUGGAACGCGCUGGGGGCCUGCCGCCGCGACCAGCCCUGGCAUGGGCUGGUGCGGCCGGGGAGCGGGGAGUUGGGCUACCCAGGCCAAGACCCGUCAGACCCGUACCUGUACGUGAAGGAGGUCCUGCUGGUGGACGACAACUCCACGCUGGCGGAGCUGGGCGCGCCGCUGCAGCGCUACGUCGACACGCGCCUGCCGCGCCGGGUCAGGCUCAUCCGACUGAAGGAACGCAUGGGCCUGGCGACAGCGCGCUCUGUAGGCGCAGCACAGGCCACGGGCUCGGUCCUGGUGUUUCUGGACGCGCACUGCGAGGGGCAGCGCGACUGGCUGCGUCCACUGCUGCAGCUCGUGAAGGAUGAUAGAACAGCGGUCGCCGUGCCCAAGAUAGACACGCUGGACUGGGACCUGAACUACUCUAUUGGGGAUGGUGAUCAGCUUGGUGGUUUCGACUUUGAAGGCAACUUUAUAUGGUUUCUGCCUGUUGGAAACAUGCGCCGUGAAAACAGAGAUGAAAUGCCAAAAAGGACUCCGGUGAUGGCUGGAGGCUUAUUCGCGAUGGAUCGCUCGUACUUCUUCGAGCUCGGCGACUACGACGACCAGUUCAAGGACUGGGGGGGAGAGAACCUUGAGAUGUCUUUCAGGAUUUGGAUGUGUGGCGGUUCAAUCCACAUGCUGCCGUGCUCGCGCGUGGGCCACGUGUACCGUAGCCUGCGCCUGGAGUGGCGCGUGCCGUGGUUGGACCAGCACCUACUCAACACCGCCCGGCUGGCCGAGGUCUGGAUGGACCACCACAGGGAGAUGUUUUACUUGUAUCAUCCGGAGUAUCGGAACAACCCAAUAAUCGGUGACAUCUCGUCACGCAAGCGUCUCCGGGAGAGACUCCAGUGCAAGAGCUUCCAGUGGUACAUGGACCAUGUGUACGAGGACCAGUUCAUGCCCAUGAAGGAUGUCAUCGCUUGGGGCAGGCUCCGCAACAAUGCGAGCGGCACCUGUGUAGAAGUGAGCGAGUUCAAUGCGCGCAUCCCCUCCACCUCCCUGCAAGCCUGCGCCACGCCGCUGCGGGGGCUGCAGGCCUGGUCGCUCACCGCCGCCGGCACCUUGAGGAACGAGAGGAGGUGUCUCACAACGGUGCAGGAGGUAUCUAAGACACUGCUUCACAUAGUAAAGGCGGUUGCAUGCUCCUACGAAGAUGAGCCAGAUGUUAACCAGUUCUGGCGCUACGAGCGCGGGCGGCUCAUCCACGAGUACCUGCACAUGUGUCUCCUGGCGGUGCAGUACGAGGACCACCAGCUGGCCGUGGCGCCGUGCGAUGACGCCCCGGACAUGAGCUGGAGCUUCGACUUCACGGGGAACCGCACGCUUGAGAAUUACGAUUUCUUUUCAGGCGAUUUGUUCGAGACACAGGACCAGCUGAGGAGCUUACAGAGUAUUAGAUGAUGAUCGGUGUACUUAUAUGAAAUGUGUUGUAGUACAUAACUUUCACGUCUUGCUAGUCCUAUACAUUAUUUAAUUCUUUAUAGGUAAUUAUAAUGAAGAUAUCUGUAAAUUUUUAUAAGUACCCACUUACUCAGAUAUAUUUUUUAAAAUGUUAUUUAUGUAGUAAAUAAAAU